CACACAGCGCAGCUCCUGCCGGGAAGCUUUGGUCGGUCGGGGGCCAUUUGGGCGCAUUUCUUCUUCUCUCCAGCUAAAAUACACGCUUUAACUCAGAACUAAGAAUCCAAAUUAAGAUAACUAAAUCGAGCUAAACCACGAUGAGCGCGAUGAACGUGAAGAAGCUGAAGGUGAACGAGCUGAAGGACGAGCUGAAGCGGCGCCAGCUCUCCGACAAGGGGCUGAAGGCCGAGCUCAUGGACCGGCUGCAGGCCGCGCUGGACGCCGAGGCGCUGGCCGGGGAGCCGGCCGACGCGGCCGAGGCGGCCCCGGAGGACCAGGAAGGGGAGCAGGAGGGGGAGCCGGAGGAGCUGGACCAGGAGGACCAGGAGGAGCAGGAGGAGGAGGAGCAGGGGGAGCCGGAGCAGCCGCAGGCCGAGGAGAGCAUGGACGCCACCGAGGAGGAGCCGGAGAACGGCGCGGCCGCGGCGGACGAGGAGAUGGUGGAGGAGGAGGACGACAUGGACGCCAUGCUGAAGGAGGAGGAGGAGGAGGAGGACAAGCCCGGGGACCCGCCCGCUGAGGGGGAUGCGGACAAAGACACGAAUGCUGAUCAGAAGAAUAAGAAGGGUGUUAAGAGACGCCGGGAGGAACAUGGAAGGGGCUACUUUGAAUUUAUUGAAGAGAACAAAUACAGCUGUGCCUCUUUUAAGUCUCCCGUACCCCCUCUGGAGGAAGAAGAUGAAGAGUUUGAUGACACGAAGGUCUGCUUGGAUACCUACAACUGCGACCUACACUUUAAGGUGUCACGGGAUCGCUACAGUGCCUCGUCCCUCACAAUGGAGAGCUUUGCUUAUCUCUGGUCUGGAGGCCGAGCCACUUACGGGGUGAACCAAGGCAAAGUUUGCUUCGAGUUGAAGAUUACAGAGAAGAUCCCAGUGAAGCACAUUUCCAGCAAGAACAUGGAGAUCCACGAUGUGCAGGUUGGAUGGUCCCUGGCGACUGGAAACCUGCUUCUAGGUGAGGAGGAGUUUUCCUACGCCUACUCCGGGAAAGGCAAGAAGACGACCAACUGUGUCACCGAGGACUUUGGAGAAACUUACGAGGAGAAUGACGUCAUCUGCUGCCUCCUUGACUUUGAGGGCGAGGAGGUGGUCUUCUCCUUCGCCAAGAACGGCGGCGAGCCGGCCGUUGCCUUCCAGGUCAGCAAGGAGACCCUGGAAGGCCGUAACCUUUUCCCUCACGUCAUCUGCCACAACUGUGCCGUGGAGUUCAACUUCGGCCAGAUGGAGACGCCGUACUUCCCCCAGCCGACGGGCUACACCUUCAUGCAGCAGGUUCCUGUUGCUGAGCGCGUGCGUGGGAUGAAGGGCCCGCAGACCAAGGCCGACUGUGAGAUCAUAGUGAUGGUCGGUCUGCCAGGCUCAGGCAAGACCACAUGGGUCAAGAACCACGUCCAAGAGAACCUGGGGAAGUACUACAUCCUAGGCAGUGACACUAUCGUGGACAAGAUGAUGAUCAACAGCCUGAAACGCCAGUCCAAGGACAUCACGAAACUGACGGCGAUCUCCCAGAGAGCGCCGCUCUUCCUGGGGAAGUUCAUCGAGAUCGCAGCUCGCAAGAAGAGAAACUACAUCUUGGAUCACACCAACCUGUCUGCUCCGGGCCAGAAGAGGAAGAUGUGCUUGUUCGCCGGCUUCCAGCGCAAGGCGGUCGUGGUCUGUCCUUCCGACGACGACUACAAACAGAGAGUCCAGAAGAAGGUGGAAGGCGACGGGAAGGAAGUCCCGGAGCACGCCGUGCUCAAAAUGAAGGGUUUCUACGCUCUGCCCGAUGAGGGGGAAAGCUUCAGCGAGGUAGUUUUCGCCGAGCUGCCGAAGGAGGACGCGGGCAAGCUGCUGGAUCAGUACAAGGACGAGAGCAAGACGGCGCUGCCGGCGGAGAAGAAGCCCAACCAGGGCAGCACGACGCCCAAGAGGGGCGGCGGCGGCGGGCCCCGCGGAGGCGGCGGCCGGGGGGGCAAGAACCAGUUCGGCCGCGGCGGGCCGGGCCAGCGAGGAGGCGGCGGUCGCGGAGGCUUCCAGAACAGAGGAAACUUCAGAGGCGGUCCCGGACCCCGUGGCGGCUUCAACCGUCCUCCCCGCGGCUUCCUGCCCCCCCCGGCCUUCAGGGGAGGCUACCCCAACCGGGGGAACUUCAGCCGCGGCGGCGGCCCCAUCCCCAGCCUGGGCGCCGCCCACCGGGGCGCCAUGAGGGGCAACAUGGGCCCCCGGGGCGCGCCCAUGAACAGAGGCGGCCACAUGAACAGGGGCAACAUGAACCGGGGAGGUGGAGGCCACAUGAACCGUGGAGGAAACCGGGGGCACCCGGGCCAGUUCCAACAGCGAGGCGGUAACCGCGGCAACUUUGGCGGCAACAAGAACAGGGACUUUGGCAACAACAGGAACAGCGGAAACUAUGGCAGCAGAAACGGCAUGGACAAGGCCCAGGCCUUCAACCAGAGCUGGCAGCAAGGGUUCUGGAACCAGAAGCCCUGGAGCCAGCAGUACCAGCCCGGAUAUUACUGAGACACUUGUUCUAAUGGACUGGUGGCCCGCAAGUGAGGCUCCACCACAAGCCACGGGACAUCCCCCCGCCCCGCUUUUCUUUUGUUUUUUUUUUAACUCUGUUUCCUUAGAACCCACUUUUAAUAAUCCGAGACUGACGUGAUGUGGAGCAACAACAUUCCAUCAGUCGAGACAACCAGAUGAAACGAGUGUAAUCGAGGCUUGAUUGUCGUACAUAUAUAUACACGUGUACAGUGUGGGUUCAGACACGUUCAAUCAUUGUUCUUUAUUUCUCUCCCCUUUAUUUUUGUUGUAUAUUUCACUAUGUUUCAACCACUUUUAAAUUUCAUGCUUUUAAGAAGAAGACAAAAUCUUUGUAAUAUCAGGAAUGGGAAACUUGCCGAUCGGGCAAUUCUAAAAAAAAAAAAAGAAAAAAGACAAAACAAAAAAAGGAACUUUUUUUUUUUGCAGGUUGUGCAUUUUAUCUGUGCUGUGUUUUUUUUUGCUUUUUUUUUUUUGCUUUUUUAAUUUUAAUUGUUAUUACAAAUUGUAAAUAUAUUUUUGCAUAGUUUUGUUGAAGUUAAAGAAACAAUUGAAAGGAACCUGGACUUCUUCUGCAGGAAGUGUGCUAGAGUAUUAUAUUAGACUGUACAUGUUUUACUAGUCUACUGUCAAACAGUUAAAAGUCAAGCAGCAGGUGAAUCAAGUUCUGUUAUUUUGUUCCCAUCGUCCAGACUGUAACAAACUUCGUAGACUUACAAUAAACUACUUGUUUGCUUUUUUACAUUCUUCCUGCCUUGAGACUUUUGAUUCGGUUCAAAGGGGCGUAAAAGACCUUUGAACGGGCCGCGGCCGGGUUUGGUAGGUCCAACGGCGCCGGCGGCUCCAGCAGGCCCCUGAUUUUAGUUUAAACCGUCUUUUAUGAUUCCUGUCAUUCCUAGUCACGUAGUUUGGAUGUGUUUUCCUUUUUAAGAGAGUAUUUUGGCCAAGCCAUCUUCAGGAUAGAAGUAAGCCAUCUGUAAUCUGCUAUGCCUUUUUCGUUCAUGUUUUUAUUUUCAGAUCUGAGCACUGAUUUAUGAGUUAGGUUCCUUCUCAGGAGAACAUGUUUUCUACGCUAGAUUGUCUGUCUGUAUUUUAUCAGCAGUUCCUUGGUGCAGUAAACUCGAGGAUCCGUCGACAGCGACCCAAGGAUGCGGCGCCGCCGCUCGUUCCCACCAGCAACUAAAGAGCGACGCCGUGCUUCCACACAACCGGCAACUUCUUCAAAUCCGUUUUUAUCCUCCGUCUGAAAGCACUCCACGCGUUUGUGUCGCGGACUUCAGUCCAAACGGCUCAUGUGUUUUAAUUUUUUUUUUUUUUCUCCACAUUGUCUUGUUUUCCUGAAUAAACGAGACUUGGAGGUCAGACGAACCCAAAAGA
Molecule: messenger RNA, 3944 nt
Organism: Cololabis saira (Pacific saury)
Lineage: Eukaryota; Metazoa; Chordata; Actinopteri; Beloniformes; Belonidae
Gene: hnrnpub
Product: heterogeneous nuclear ribonucleoprotein Ub
Exons: 14
Coding region: 141-2546 (801 amino acids)
Biological process (GO): RNA localization to chromatin; regulation of mitotic spindle assembly; positive regulation of transcription by RNA polymerase II
Cellular component (GO): CRD-mediated mRNA stability complex; telomerase holoenzyme complex; kinetochore
Molecular function (GO): poly(C) RNA binding; poly(G) binding; promoter-specific chromatin binding
Source: RefSeq, a predicted model, not a curated record